Messenger RNA from Cannabis sativa, 1086 nucleotides. RefSeq lists its product as uncharacterized. Bases 1 to 1086 code for a protein of 361 amino acids. The transcript has 2 exons. The record is from RefSeq and is a predicted model, not a curated record. Lineage: Eukaryota; Viridiplantae; Streptophyta; Magnoliopsida; Rosales; Cannabaceae.
AUGCACCACCACAAAGAAGGCCCAAGACGCACGCCGCAGGACCUUCGAGACAAGCUGAAUAAAAAGAGGCAACAUCUUGACAAGGAGAUGGAAGAUCUCCGCAGAAGGAUAUCCUCAGCCGCCUCAGAGGAGGGAAGUUGGGAUGAAGAAGAUUUCGACGAUGAAUCUCAUUUUUCUAGAGAAAUCCAAUCCGAACAAUUACCCUCUAAUUUCAAAGAGCCAAACAUAUCUCCUUAUGAAGGGAUCACUGAUCCGAAGUAUCACUUGGACGCUUUCAACGAGAUUAUGAAAAUGAAAAGAUUCACCGAUGAGCUCUUGUCCCAACACCAUGCUUCCCGAGAUUAUGUUGUCCUGAGGACAAGUUUGGUGAAUAUUAAACAAGGAGAAACUAAAAGCUUAAAAAGCUACAUCCAGUGCUUCAACACCGAAGUGACUAAAGUGGGGAGACUCUCUAAGGAUGAUCAUAAAAUGGCUAUCGCUGCCAGAGUCAGACCAAGAAGCAAGCUGCAGAACAACAUGCUCAAGAGAGAGCUGGAUGACCUUGAGGACUUCUAUGAGAGGGCCAAUAGGUAUAUCUUCGUGGAGGAUGGACAUGAAAAUUUAGGAGUUGGAAAAGACGAACAACCUGUGAAGACCCGAGCUGAGGGGUCACACAAAAAGCGGGGAUUCAUGUAUAAGGAUGACCGUCAAGACAAGAAAGCCAAGAGGGAGUUAGAUCCACUACCUCGAGAAUACACCCACUACACAAAACUAACCCAUUCAAGAGAACAUGUCUACCUCACCAAUGAGCAUCAUGUUUUCUUCAAGAGACUGCCACCCUUGAAGAGGGAAAGAGCUAGGAGAGACCACAACAAGUACUGCCGCUUCCACAAAGACGUGAGACACCUCACAGAAGAGUGCAAGCACUUUAAGGUCAAAAUUGAAGGACUGAUACAACGUGGGUAUCUAGGAGAGUACUGGAAGGAGAAUCAAAGGCCAAACGAGCCGCGCCAACGAGAUGAUCAAGAAGAGGCCUCAGAAGUGCUGGGAGACAUCUGCACUUUCAAUAGAGGACUAGGAGUUGGGAGCAAUACCCGCAAGGGAUGA